Molecule: messenger RNA, 684 nt
Organism: Belonocnema kinseyi
Lineage: Eukaryota; Metazoa; Arthropoda; Insecta; Hymenoptera; Cynipidae
Exons: 2
Coding region: 103-684 (193 amino acids)
Source: RefSeq, a predicted model, not a curated record
GUGUCACCAUCACCAAAAUUACACUUUUAAAAUUUAUUUAUUUUCAUUGGACAUAUCAGAAUUUUGGAAAAUGAAAGAGUUGGAAAAUGAAAGCAAGAUUCAAUGAUAGCUAUAACUUUUCCAAACGUGUAUCAACCACAAUCAUCACCACAAACGAUCUAUCUUUCUCCAACUGCCCACAUUGUUGUGAGGAUUAAAGGUGCCCGGAAAAUUGAAGCUGGUCACCUAACAGAGCAUAAUUUAUUGACACACCCGCUUCUGUGGCCGUUCGCUCAUGAUCAAGUUGCACGCUCACCUAUAGUACCACAGCGCGUCGUACUGCAGUUGGAUUAUCCUUACGAAGAUCGAACCAAUACUAUUCAUUACUCUGCGGUUUUAAAAAAUCUGAUGGACAUUCAAAAUAAUAUUCAGCCUUCCGAGUGUUUUAUAAUAGACGAAACAAAUGUUUAUUAUGCUAUGCUACACCCUGAUUACACACCAGGUACUAGAUUGGGUCAUGGUGUAAUUGAGAUACGCGCUCAAGAUCCACUAAAUCAAGAAAUGGAAACAGUUUUUAUGGGGACCAUACAACAAGUGAAUCCCCGAACAACGACCUUCCCAGAGUGGAUUAAACCUAUGCUUCCUAAAAAAUCUAAAAAAUCCUCAUCUGGAGCCGGUCCAUCCAGUGGGCCAAACAUACACUGA